AACAAACUCGAUUCGAGAGCUGUGAGGAAACGUUUUGAUUGAACUUUUUCAGUAUUAACGUUUAUAAAUUUGGUUGUUAAAAAGCAAAAUGCUGGAUGUGAAGAAAUUCAGCGAAUCAGAUCUUUACGGUCUGCUGGGUGUUGAAAUAAGUGCGACCGAAGCGGAGAUUCGAAAAGGUUACCGCAAAAAGGCUCUGCAAUGCCAUCCGGACAAGAAUCCCGAUAACCCAAAAGCGGCGGAGCUUUUCCAGGAACUCUCCAAGGCACUAGAGAUUCUAAUCGACGCAUCCGCACGAAGUGCAUACGAUAGGCUGUUAAACGCGAAGAAAGCCGCCCAGUUGAGGACACAGCAGCUGGACAGUAAACGACAGAAGCUCAAAAAUGAUCUGGAAGAAAGGGAACGUAGGGCGAAAGAGGAAGCUGGUGGGCCGAGAGCAUCAUACAAAGUGAACAAAACACCAGAGGAAUUGUUCCAAGAGGAGUUCGAACGGCUACGGGAAGAAGGUUCAAAAUUGAUCGAGGAAGAGCAAGAACUCAUGCGCCAACAGUUGCGUGAGGAGAAACAAAUGCAUUCGAGGGCUGAAUCGGGCUGGGAUGCUUCGAAGCAUAGGAUAAAAAUCAAAUGGCCUGCGGGAAAGGAUGAUCCUUUCAACGGUGGCUACUCGCAGGAGGCGUUGAAUAAGUUUCUCUCAAAAUAUGGUGAAAUUAAUGUUUUGGUGAUGAGCCCGAAAAAGAAUGGAAGCGCACUGGUAGAGUUUAAAACGCAGGAAGCGGCCGAAAUGGCGGUUAGUUAUGAAAAGGGGCGGUUGGAUAAUCCCUGUUGUUUAGAGUGGAUAGGAGAUGCACCGAAGAACAAAAAUAGCCGAACGGGAGGUUCCAAUACCAUCACUGAUAGGGAUUACGAAAGUUUAGUGCUAAGACAGCUUCGUCAAGCGGAAGAACGGAGACGUCUGAUAGAACAAAUGAUGAGAGAAGAUGCUGAAGAAGAGUCGUUCGGAAAGUAAUAACAUUGAUUUUAACGAUUAUGUGCAUUUUUUAUCACUUUAUGUUAUAUAUGUUUUCUGUGUGGUAGAUUUUUUGUUCACAAUAAUUUAAAACAAUGCGAUUAUGCGAAAUAUUUUAAUUGCAUAAUGAAGGUUUCGCGCCGUUCGAGAAAAUCGGACAAUUUUGAUUGGUACCGUCUUCCGGGGGCAUAUUGAUCAAACGUACUACUUAAAACAAAGCGAAAUUCUUGGAGGUGUUAUGUAAUUGAAUUUUAAACUCAUUUUCUUUGAAAUGUUCAAUAAAUAUCUGGCGUUUGUGUCAGAUGUAAACAACCAGCUGAUCAUCAAACAAAGCAUCAAUGAAGAAACACGGUAGAGAAAAUUUAGGCAAAGGGGAUUUUGUAUGUCAUAUCCUAAAAGUAUAAAUGGGUACUUUAAGGUGAAGGUGGAAGGAAGCCACAUAUGGCUGCCAAAAUGGCGCUCUCCCUCAUCCCUCGCCCGAAAAUCAAUACUUUUGCGAGAUAGUGUGGAGAAAAUAAUCGUUUUCGCACACUUCCCAUCAAAUAAUAUCAACCAAACUCUAAUCGAUUACUCACGAGAUAUUAAAUUUUCAUCUGCCGUCGCACUGUAUAGUGAAAAACGUCGGAAAACUCGAGCUAGUACUCUGAAAGUUAAAUUUUCAUUCUCCAAUUUUCCGCAAUUAUUAUUUAUUUAGUUAUUUUUUGCAACAGAGUUAUUUUUUCGACACUGAUGCCUCAUCGAAACAUCUAUAAAAACCACUCAAUAAAAUGUUAAUCCUGAGUCACAGCGUUUCAUGUCAUGAAAAUCAAUAAAAUAAAAUUGUGUUGAUAAUAAGUUUUAGCAACUUUAACAUUGGUUAAGAAAAUUAUAUUGCAGAGCUCGGAACACUGCCACGGAUGCUUUCAAAAAUAGUUACAUUCAAUCAAAAUGCCUCGGCCAAUGAAGAGAAGGGUUAAGGCUCUCCAACUUGAAUAUGUGAAAACAAUACGAUCAACGAAGGAAAACAUUAAGGAAUUAUCAACAUCUAGUUACUGUGCGGAAGAACUUGUUAAUAUCAAAAGUACCCCAAUUCGGAUGUUUUAUAAAUUUGCUCAUGUUACGCUUGCGUAUAUUCAGAAUUUUACUUCAUACGAAAAUACACCUUCUAUAUAUAUAUUUACAUUUGCAAUUGUUCAUACAUUUAACUUCAGUAUUGAAUUGUAAUUUUUUUCAAAUGAAUUCUAAGACUCAUGUCAGUGAAGCGCCACACAGUCUGAUAAGUGAUUUGAUCUAUUUACGUACAAAAACCCACCUUCACCUUAAAAAUUACAGAAGUAAUUUUUUGUUUUCUAAAAAAUAAAUCAACGAUACUAAAAAUGGCAAAAUUGUUCACUAAUAACCUACUUGACGUAGUAUUGAUUGGAAUAUAAAAAUGUUUGAAAAACUUAUAAUAUUGAAAUACUUUGAUUUCAAAUUGGGGUGGAUUUUUUUUUCGCUCAUCAGUGCAGACGCGAUAAGUUGCAUUUGAAAGAAACCUUUGAAGUUUAAUCAGAAUCGGUCCACGGAUUUCAGAAAUAUGUCCGGAACAAGUCUCAGCGCUAUAAAUUCCAGAACCCAGAAAUACACAGAACCCACCAUUUAGGGGAUCAAACUUGCUCAUUCAUGAUUAUUUGACAUAUUUUUGACUUACCCGGAUGGUCUCCUAAUGACCUGCAGAUCAAAAUUAGAUCGAGA
Messenger RNA from Toxorhynchites rutilus septentrionalis, 2716 nucleotides. RefSeq names its product dnaJ homolog subfamily C member 17. The transcript is spliced from 2 exons. The record is from RefSeq and is a predicted model, not a curated record. Gene Ontology annotation, molecular function: RNA binding. The coding region runs from base 89 to 1003 and encodes 304 amino acids. Gene Ontology annotation, cellular component: spliceosomal complex. Gene Ontology annotation, biological process: spliceosomal complex disassembly. NCBI's taxonomy places the organism in Eukaryota, Metazoa, Arthropoda, Insecta, Diptera, Culicidae.